Molecule: messenger RNA, 399 nt
Organism: Fraxinus pennsylvanica
Lineage: Eukaryota; Viridiplantae; Streptophyta; Magnoliopsida; Lamiales; Oleaceae
Source: the annotation of a GenBank genome assembly
AUGGGACUUUGUUUAGCCAAGCAUAAGAGAGAUGGGGAUGAUUCUGAUCAUGACAUUGAAUUUACGGGUGGAAAUGUGCACCUCAUCACAACUGAGGAAAGUUGGGAACAAAAGAUGGCAGAAGCAAAGAGAGAUGGCAGGAUUGUGAUUGCAAAUUUUAGCGCUGCAUGGUGUGGUCCCUGUAGAAUUAUUUCACCCUUUUACAUCGAGCUGUCUGAGAAACAUCCUUCACUAAUGUUUCUAGUAAUCGAUGUUGAUGAGCUAACUGAUUUCAGUACAACAUGGGACAUCAAAGCGACUCCAACAGGUUUCUUCUCAGGCAUAGUUUUUAUGAUGUGCGCUCCACCUAUAUGGUUUGGAUUGCCAGAUUAUUAUCAAAUUGUUGCCGUCCCAUUGUGA